This is a messenger RNA of Oryza brachyantha (malo sina), 2958 nucleotides long. Its product is annotated as splicing factor-like protein 1. Bases 91 to 2433 code for a protein of 780 amino acids. The record is from RefSeq and is a predicted model, not a curated record. Gene Ontology annotation, cellular component: nucleus. Gene Ontology annotation, molecular function: zinc ion binding; mRNA binding. NCBI's taxonomy places the organism in Eukaryota, Viridiplantae, Streptophyta, Magnoliopsida, Poales, Poaceae. The transcript is spliced from 2 exons. Gene Ontology annotation, biological process: regulation of mRNA splicing, via spliceosome.
GCUCGUAAAAGUGUAAAACCCAAUUUCGCGAGAAGUGGAAAAUUUCCCCACACCGCUUUCGCUCGACGAGCCGCAGCCGCCGCCGCCGCCAUGGCGUCCGCCGAAACCCUAGCCCGCUCCCCGUCGCGGGAGCCGUCCUCCGACCCGCCCCGCGACGCCUCCUCCUCCGAGCCCCCGCGGGAGUCCUCCUCCGAGCCGCACCACAACGGGGACGCGGGGCGCAACUCGUCCUCCUCGCGCCGCCGCCGGCGCAGCCGGUGGGAGCAGUCGAACGACGAGUCGGCCGCGAACUCCGGCGGGGAAGGGGGCGGCGGCGCGGGGGCGCGGAAGCGCAAGUCGAGGUGGGCCGAGGAGGAGCCCCGCCCCAUCAUCGCGCUCCCGGACUUCAUGAAGGACUUCGCCGCCGAUCUGGAUCCGGAGGUGCACAACCUCAACGCGCGCCUCCUCGAGAUCUCGCGCCUGCUGCAGUCGGGGCUCCCUCUCGACGACCGCCCCGAGGGCGCGCGCUCGCCCUCGCCGGAACCCAUCUACGACAACCUCGGCAUCCGCAUCAACACCCGCGAGUACCGCGCCAGGGAGCGCCUCAACCGGGAGAGGCAGGAGAUCAUCUCCCAGCUCAUCCGCCGCAACCCCGCCUUCAAGCCCCCCGCCGAUUACCGCCCGCCCAAGCUUCAGAAGAAGCUCUAUAUCCCCAUGAAGGAGUUCCCCGGGUACAACUUUAUCGGGCUCAUCAUCGGCCCCCGUGGCAACACGCAGAAGCGGAUGGAGAAGGAGACAGGAGCCAAGAUUGUAAUCCGAGGGAAGGGCAGUGUCAAGGAAGGGAAGCUACUGCAGAAGAGGGAUAUGAAGCCGGAUCCCAGCGAGAACGAGGACCUCCACGUGCUUGUCGAGGCUGAGACGCAGGAGGCGUUGGAUGCCGCGGCUGGCAUGGUGGAGAAGCUACUUACCCCGGUGGAUGAGGUUCUGAACGAGCACAAGCGGCAGCAGCUGCGUGAGCUCGCGGCGCUGAACGGAACAAUUAGGGAUGAUGAAUUUUGUAGGACAUGUGGGGAGCCAGGUCACCGGCAGUAUGCUUGCCCUAACAAGACUUCGACGUUUAAGAGUGAGGUACAGUGCAAGGUCUGCGGGGAUGGUGGCCACCCAACAAUUGAUUGUCCAGUCAGGGGCACUACUGGGAAGAAGAUGGAUGAUGAGUAUCAGAACUUCCUUAAUGAGCUUGGUGGGAGCGCACCUGAGUCAGUGACAAAGUCUAGUGGUCCGAUGUUGGCUCUUACAGGGAGUGGUGGGAGUGGUGGCAGCAGCGGCGCUGGUGCUGCUAGUGGUAGUAACCCGCCAUGGGCUGCAGGUGGUGGUGCUGCCGCCGCAGGACCAAAUGGGAUCAAGGAGUAUGAUGAGGCCAAUCUGUACAUUGGCUACUUGCCACCCACGCUGGAUGAUUCAGGGCUGAUAGGUUUGUUUUCACAAUUUGGAGAGAUUGUCAUGGCGAAGGUUAUCAAAGAUCGCAUCACUGGGCAGAGCAAAGGAUAUGGUUUUGUGAAGUAUUCGGAUGUCUCGCAGGCUAAUGCAGCAAUAGCUGCGAUGAAUGGUUACCAUCUUGAAGGGAGAGUGAUCGCAGUUAGAGUUGCAGGAAAGCCGCCGCAGCCAGCUGCGCCUCCUGGCCCACCAGCCAUGCGAGCACCACCAACAUAUCCUCCUGCAGACCCUGCUGCUGGUGGCUACACCUCACAGCCUUACAUGGGGGCACCACCACCACCACCUCCAGGGAGCUAUGCUCCAGUUCCUUGGGGGCAACCGCCACCAUAUGCUUCAUACCCUCCACCGCCACCAGGUUCUAGCAUGUACAAUCCUCCACCUCCUGCACCAGGCCAAGCUACACCACCCCUGUAUAAUGUGCAAUAUCCACCACCACCAGCUCCAAUCCCUCCACCGGGCACUUCUCCGUCCACUGAUGGGGCGCAGAACUACCCUCCUGGUGUAACACCACCAAGUUCUGGUGCUCCUACUCAGCCUGUCCCAGCUCCAGUAUAUGGAACCUCUGGUGCACCAAAUGCACCACCUAUGUACCCUCCACCUCCUUAUGGUUACGCUUCAUAUUAUCCAUCAGUAACACCUGUUCAGGCACCACCACCUCCACCACCUGCUGGCGCCGAUCCCUCUCAGAGCAUCGCAAAUGCACCCUGGGCAACUCACAGUGCACCACCUCCACCCCCAGCUGGUGCCGAUCCCUCUCAGAGCAUCGCAAAUGCACCCUGGGCAGCUCACAGUGCACCACCUCCACCACCAGCUGGUGCUGAUCACUCACAGAGCAUUGCAAGUGCACCUUGGGCCACUCACAAUGCGCCACCUCCACCACCACCUUCCAACAUGGAGCAACCUCCUGCUACCUAUGGUGCUGAUGCAGAGUACGAUAAGUUUAUGUCAGAGAUGAAGUGAUGUGAGCCAAGCUGAAGCAAUUCUUCCAGCAGUGAAAAAAAGUCAAUUUGACAAUAAGUGCAGAUGGGGUAGGAUCCAUCAGUGGCAGGUUACUUUUAGGUACUGCCAAAAUUAUACCCUCUGAAGAGCUCGUAGAUACAACUGGUGCAGGCGAUGCAUUUAUUGGAGCAAUUCUCUAUGGUCAGUAUGUAAUUUCCAAUUUUUUCAUGCUAAAAAACUGGUGCUUUUAUGCUACCUAACCAUAGCUUUUGUUAGUGGACCAAGUAAAUUUUGUUCUGUGAUAUGAGUUGUGUUAAACAGAGCAGUGGUAUGUUUCAUCUGUCAUUGAAAAGUUAUCUACCGAAGUUGUUGCUGGUCUGAUUACAUAACAUUCUAUAGCAGCAAAACAGGUGCAGUCUCAGCAUGCAGCAUUUAUAUGGAGCACAUCUGGUAGUGGUCUUUGGGUUGGAUUACCCCCAUGAAAAUCACGUUGCAGUUUGAAAUGUAAAUGUUGAUUCUCUUUUGUGGAUUCUGACCGCUUUAAUA